UCUAAUAAUAUUAAAGUGGCAACUCCAAUUAAUAUAGUAAAAUAAAAAAUGCGUCUAAGUAUUUGCGUUGGUCUCUUAAUUGUGUUUGAAAUCGUUUUGGCGAAUAAUGUGAAGGACUUAGCGCAGCCCGACAGUUUACUUCACAAUACUUCACACGAUAUUCACGCUUCACGGACGGGAAGAUUUGGUUUCCAUGGUUUGGAAAUAAUACGUAAAAAUUUCUGUCGUUCGUUUUGCACAUCUGCAGAUACCAUGGCAUAUCUCGCAAAUCUUAUGUGUGCUAUAAAAUGUCCUGAGUUAUAUUUACCGCAUAAUAUGACAACAACAAGUACAACAAUGAAUGUGGAAACUACAUCAGGUACAACAAUAAGUCCGGCGGGUCCAGCAAAUCCGUCAAAUCCAUCGAGUUCAGCAAAUCCGCCAAGUACGUCAGGUCCAGCGAGUCCGUCGCCAAGUACGUCAGGUCCAGCGAGUACAUCGCUAACUACGACGAGUCAAGCGACUACGUCGCCAACUACGACGAGUCAAGCGACUACGUCGCCAAUUACGAGUCCAGCGACUACGUCGCCAACUACGAGUCCAGCGACUACGUCGCCAACUACGAUAACCAAUCAAUCUUGAUCUGAACUAUGAGUCACUAAGAA
Linepithema humile (Argentine ant) is the source of this 644-nucleotide messenger RNA. Lineage: Eukaryota; Metazoa; Arthropoda; Insecta; Hymenoptera; Formicidae. The record is from RefSeq and is a predicted model, not a curated record.